Messenger RNA from Rubroshorea leprosula, 1992 nucleotides. NCBI's taxonomy places the organism in Eukaryota, Viridiplantae, Streptophyta, Magnoliopsida, Malvales, Dipterocarpaceae. The record is from the annotation of a GenBank genome assembly.
ACAUGUUAUAUUGAAUAUGUACAUGAGAGGGCUUUAAGUCCAUUCAUUCAGAUUUGGGAGAGUUUGAAAAGCAAGGAGAACAUGAUGCAACAGAAAUCAAGGAAAGCUUGGGUGGCUCAGGGGGAUGCAAAUACUAGGUUCUUUCAUAACUGUGUGAAGGGCAGAUGGAGAAGGACGGAAAUGAAUAGCAUACAGAUAAAAGGGGAUCAAAUCAGGAACGCCAACAAAAUGAAAGAGGAAAUUGCUUGCUAUUUUGAGGAAUUAUAUACUGAGGUGGAAAAGGACAGACCAAGACUUGACAGGUUGUAUUUCAAGCAACUCACAGGGGAAGACAACGAUAUUCUCACAUCUCCCUUUACUGAGGAGGAGAUAAAGAUAGCAGUAGGAGAAUGUGACAGCAUGAAGGCCCCAGGUCCUAAUGGAUUCAAUUUCAGGUUUGUCAAAGCAGAAUGGGAUGUAAUCAAAGCUGAUGUGGUGAGGUUCCUGCAGGAAUUCCAGGCAAAUGGCAAACUGGUGAGAGGUCUAAACACUUCUUUUGUUGUCCUGGUUCCAAAAGUUGAAAAUCCAGUUCGGAUUGAGGAAUAUAGACCUAUCUCACUUGUUGGAGCGAUGUAUAAAAUCUUGGCUAAGCUUCUAGCUAAUCGGCUGAAGAAGGUGCUUGAGAACUUAAUCGGGGAGCAACAGAUGGCUUUCUUGAAGGGAAGACAGUUGAUGGACGGCAUUGUUAUAGCUAAUGAGGUGAUUGACGAAGCAAAAAAGAAAAAGAAGAAAGCAUUCUUGUUUAAAAUAGAUUUCGAGAAAGCUUUUGACAAAGUAAGUUGGUCCUUUCUUGAUCACAUGAUGCAGAAGAUGGGUUUUUGUGUGAAAUGGAGACUGUGGAUCCAAGAAUGUUUACGAUCCAGCCUGGUAUCAAUCUUAGUUAAUGGCAGUCCAAGUAGGCAAUUCAAAGUGUCAAGAGGUCUAAGACAAGGAGACCCUUUAUCUCCGCUCCUAUUUUUGAUUGUAGCAGAGGGCCUGAAUGGGCUAGUUUCAGAGGCUGUUAGAAAGGGGAAGCUGGAAGGUGUGGAGGUGGGUAAUAAAAGCUUUAGAAUCUCACACUUACAAUAUGCAGAUGACACGAUCCUCUUUGGCAAAGCUACAAAAGAAAAUGUGUGGGAAUUGAAAGGAAUCUUGAGAGCAUAUGAACUGGUUUCAGGCCUGAAAAUCAACUUCAACAAAAGCCAAUUAGUGGGUAUUGGCGUGGAGGAUGCCUGGUUAAACAAAAUGUCUUGGGUGCUGAGCUGUAAAAUAGGUGUUUUGCCAAUAAAAUACCUAGGUAUCACAGUUGGAGGAAGUAGUAAAAGGACCGCUUUUUGGAAACCUCUGAUUGAAAUAUUUGAAAGAAAGCUAGCUUCAUGGAGGGGCAGAUACUUAUCUCUGGGGGGUCGGAUUACGCUUAUUAACUCAGUGCUGUCAAGUCUCCCAGUCUUCUGGAUGUCAAUGUAUAUGAUCCCAAAAGGUACAAUUCUUUUACUUGACAAAAUUCGCAGGAAAUUUUUGUGGGGCGGGGCUGAGGGGGGGAAGAAGAUUAAUUGGGUUAAAUGGGAAAAUGUAUGCAAAGAAAAACAGCUAGGUGGUCUGGGAGUUAAGGAUCUUAGGAAGUUUAACCUCGCCUUAUUAGGCAAGUGGUGGGGGAGACUAGUGAGAGAUGACAAAGGGCUUUGGGGCAAAGAAAUUGAGCCCAGCAGAACUUUGGAGCUGGUUCAGAUGAGGUCGUUUAAAUGGAUCAAAGGCAAAAGGAGAGGAAGCCUCUUCACUGUCUCAGACUGGAUCCUUAACCCAGUAAGCUGCCUGAAUCCGUCUCAGGUUGUUUAAAGUGAUUCUAGGCUUUUGUAAAUCUAAGGCAGGCACCACCUCUUAAAGAUGUAGGGGUCUUUAGCUGGCCUGGUUUAAAGUUUGUAAAGGGUUCGGAGUACCCCCUGUACUCCAAAUCAAUAGAUAUAUUUCGCUUUA